AUGAGCACGGAUUUAUCGAGGAAGAAAAAGUUAAGAGGGGCUCAUCGAGCGUCCGCCACACGACUUCAAAAGACGGUGAGUGAAGUACUUAUUUCUUUUGACCCAAAUAAUCUGGAAGAAAUUGUGCCCAAACUGAAUCAACUUAAAACUAGCAUGAAAGAAAAACUUGAAACUUUAAAGGUCCUUGAUGAGGAAAUUCUUGAACUAGUUGAUGAAGCUAAUAUUGAAGAAGAAAUAGAACAGUGCGAUAUUUGUAGAGAAGGCUUGCAGUUGGCUUUAGAAAAUGUAGAAAGAGCACUUAAUACCUCCAGCAUGUCUAGUUUAGCUGUGUUAUCGAAUGUGACUGAAAAUACAACAAGUAACACCCCACCAGUACCCAGUCAAGCCCCCACAUCACCCCAAGGCUCUAGUGCUAGCACUGCAAGCACGUCGUUACUACAGAAUCAAUAUUCAAGUCAGCUUGAUACAUCAAAUGAAAAUGGAAUGCCAAAUUUGGGUCAGCCUUCUAUGUCAACUGUGAAUCAACCCCAACCAGUAGAGCAUCCUACCAUACCACAUCUGCAUCACCCGAUAACCCUGGGGGGCAUCCAGCUGUCCAACCAAUCAAUCAUGUAGCACAAGUAAAAUUGCCAAAAUUAAUCCUUAAAAGGUUUUCUGGGGAUCCUAGUCAAUGGAACCCAUUCUGGGAUACAUUUGAAGCCUCUAUCCACAACAAUCCCUCCUUAGCACCGAUUGAUAAAUUCAAUUAUCUCAAGUCUUUCAUGGACGGAGCUGCUGCUGAAUCCAUUGCUGGAUUGUCUUUAACUAAUGCUAAUUAUGAAGAGGCAAUUGUUAUUUUGAAAUCAAGGUUUGGGAACAAACAG
Messenger RNA from Paramuricea clavata, 863 nucleotides. NCBI's taxonomy places the organism in Eukaryota, Metazoa, Cnidaria, Anthozoa, Malacalcyonacea, Plexauridae. The record is from the annotation of a GenBank genome assembly.